Drosophila rhopaloa is the source of this 2029-nucleotide messenger RNA. RefSeq lists its product as uncharacterized. The record is from RefSeq and is a predicted model, not a curated record. The transcript has 3 exons. Lineage: Eukaryota; Metazoa; Arthropoda; Insecta; Diptera; Drosophilidae. The coding region runs from base 379 to 1443 and encodes 354 amino acids. Gene Ontology annotation, molecular function: hydrolase activity, hydrolyzing N-glycosyl compounds.
AAGUAAGGGCAUCGGAUUAGCGACCUAGUAGAGUCCAAGUAUUCCCACACAUCUUAUCCGUUUGUCCCGCUCUCGCUCGACACACAAACGUGAAACACUUUGCAGAUAUGCAGUGCACACAUGGCGACAUACCGCAUCGCACAUGUAAGUUGGCGGAGAAAGACUAGAGCAUUAUGAAAUUCCGUGAUAUGGAACUCUGGCAAUGCCCCAGUACGCAGUACGCAGUACCUAGAACCAGAACCGAGCCGAAGCGAGGCGAGGCGAGGCGAACCGAUAGACGAUGUCCGGCGGCAACCAGAUGAUUGGUGUUUAUGUAUAUGGGUUUAUUGAGUAUAAUAGUCCGUAGUCCGCGGCGCGCACAUUCACCAAUUGCCGGCGAUGGCGGACGGACGCAUAGUGGAAAACGGCGGAGUGGGAUCCGCAUCACCCAGAUACGCGAUCCUCGACUGCGAUGGCGGCAGCGACGAUGCCUGGGCCCUGCUCCUGCUGAUCCAUGCCGCCAAGAGCCACGGGAUCGAGCUCCUGGCGGUCACCACACUCGGAUGCGGGAACACCAGUCGAGAGAACGCCGCCCGCAAUAUGCGACUGAUACUGGAUGCCUGCAAGCGAACAGACAUUCCCAUUUACCUGGGUGCGGUGGAUCCCCUGAUUCCCUUCACGGAGGACGAUAAGAAGUAUUUCCAUGGACGCGACGGAUUCGGGGACUGUCUCACCGACGACUGCGGUCCGGUGGAGAGUUACGUGCGCCCGGAGCAUGCGGUGACCGCCAUCCAUGAUCUCUGCCGUGCCAGACCCAAACAAAUCACAGUAUUUGCCGUGGGCCCACUCACGAAUCUUGCUUUGGGCUAUACGAUGUAUGGUGAUAAGUUCGGGGAGAACUUCAGGGACAUAUUCAUCAUGGGCGGCAACUACCAGGGCGUGGGCAACUCCUCACGGUCGGCGGAGUUCAACUUCCACUCGGAUCCGGAGGCGGCACACACAGUGCUGCUGAAGAGUCGCUGCCCCAUCACCAUUCUGCCUUGGGAACCCUGUCUUCCGGACAGGUUCAACAUACCCAUUAACUGGCGCCUGAAGGAGUUCGCCGCCAGGGCCAAGGACGCCAGCCAUCCGGCGAUCACAUUGCUCAACCAGGUGGAGGCCGCCCAGUGGCUGCCGAUGAUCGAGCAGUACGGGAUUGAUACGUGGAACCCCUGCGAUGCCAUCGUGGUGGCCGCCUGGCUCUUUGAGGAUCAUCUGAUCCGGAGGCACAGCACCUGGCACGCCACCGUGGAUCUGCGUGGCACCCACACUCGUGGCCAGAUGGUCCUCGACCAUCUGCGGGAGCGCGAGAAGUAUCCGGAGAAUGUGCGAAUCAUCGAGCUGGUCGACGCCGAGUUCUUCAAACGGAUCUGCGAGUGGAUCGCCGGCUUGGACGACGGUGCCCUUCUCCGCGACACCCAAUAAACCCAUAAUUGUAGUAAAUCCCGCCUUUUUUUUUACUUUAUCAUUUUAUUAGCCCUGAGAUAAGGUCGUAACUUCCUCGAAAAGAACUUGUGCAAUACACCUGUUCGGAGAUUAGUAAGCUCAAAUUUUAAUUCCAAUUUUAAGUGUGGAAUAGGGAAGAUAAAAUGUACAAACUUCACUUUUUAUAUGCUUAUACAUUUUACUAUUAGCUGCUGUCCUUUACUACUUUAACCAUAUUUUCUGCAAGUACCCUUGCAAUUAAUAAAAAAAUUAUUAGUUAAUUACUUAAUUGUACAUAUGUACGUUUAUAGAAACAUUUUUAGAUUAUAAACGAUAAGAUAUUUGUGGCCCCUUUGCUUGAUGUUGUUUUUACAACUAAUCAGUUGAAGUAGGCCAAAUACGCGAGGAAAAAUAUGAAAUCAAAAUUAAAGAACAAUGUUAAAUAAAUGUCGGCCAUCGUUUCUUUCAUAGUAACAAGACCAUAUAUUUGUAUAAAUUCUUCGAUUAUUGUACAAAGGUUAAAACAUUUUUCUGUGAUAACUGAGUAACAGAAGAUAUGCAAAAUAAAUCUGUUUCUUAAAUCUUC